UCAAAAAUUGGGGGGGGGGGGAUUUCGAAUAACGCGACAGACUUAUUGUUUAUGCAUGUGGUCUUUGCUCCAUGAAGAGCCAUACACCGGAAUACCGGAUUUAGUGGACCAUUUUAUCGCCUUUUAGUGAAUCAGAGUCGGAAAUCAAAAUAGGAACCUUUAAGAAGAAAAAGUCUUAAGAGAAGAACAGAGAAAAAUAUUUAAUUGGUUAUAGCACAGGUUAUAUAUAACCUGUAUAACACUUGUUAUUGCGGCGUUUUAGAAGUUACUUUAAUUUUGGUAAUUCUUCAGAAUAGUUACCUCUGAUUUCGAUGAAAUUAGACUCAUUCGACGCGUUUUUUGCGUAAAAUGAAAGAAUCUGACAGAAAAAAGUCCGGCAUUGCCCUACGAACGAGAUAUUGAGCAUUAAAGUUGAUAACUAUUGGAGGUUAGGAAAUCUAUUAUGUGGAGUGUAUAGACAGUAGUGUUUAUUGAUUCGCGGCGGUUACGUCGCCCCGAACAAGAAAAAUAACAUGUUCUACCCGUUUGGGACCUAACUGUCUAGAAAUUGCAAUCUAGACAGCAAAAAAACCGCUCUAAAAAUACUAUUCUCACAGGUUAGAAAUAUCCCAAGCGGACACUAUUUACACUGCAACUUCUAGGUUAGAUCUCAAGCGAAUAGGAUAUGUUAAUUUUCUUUUGUUUAGGGCGAACCGAUAAACAUUAAUCUAUAUACCUACUGUCUAUAUAACAGAUUAAUGAUCAUGUUACAUAGUAACACUUUAGCACUCAAUAUCUUGCUCCGCAGUCCUGGACUUGUUUCUGGCACAUUCUUUCAUUUUACGCAAAAACGCAUCGAAUGAGCCUAAUUUCAUCAAAAUUGCAACUAUUGACUUAGCCUCAAUAGUUGUCAACUUUAACAUUCAGUAUCUCGGUUUGUAGGACAGUUCCGGACUUUUUUCUACCAGAUUCUUUCAUUUUAUGCAAAAACGCGUCGAAUGAGCCUAAUUUCAUUAAAAAUCGGAAGUGAGAUAGCUAUUCUGAAGAAUUACCUUAAUUUUUUUUCAUUACUGCUUAUUACAUUUGACGUUGUCUCAGACUCGACGAUUUACUGGUGGAAUAGUGAACGAUUAUGAAGUUUCACUGCUAUAUCGAGAUCCACGAUAGAAUAUUAUCUGUCUGCUCGCAGAGAAGAUCACAGUCGAUCUUGGCAUUCACUAAGAAAUCCGUCAAAGACGACGACGUAUACCUGUAUCUGCAAACACGACAGAACAAGCAAGGCAUCAAAUAUCAGAUUGUUAAUAAUGUAAAACAAGUGUUCACAAAGUUUAUCGCCGAUGGCAAAGUUACAAUAAGACUGAUACAACCUUGUCACGAUCUGAUAAUUCAGAGUGAUUCAAUUCAAUUGAAAAGUUUUCUUCAUAUAUUGAAUCAAAUAAUAAAUAGACAUUCUCAGCAUGACGUUCUCGUAAACCAGUACACAGUUAUGCCUAAUGUGUCUUUCAACUCGAGUCAAUUCUCCAUGGGAAAAGUCAAAGUUGUAGUAAAGAAAAAGUCUGAGUAUCCAACCUUACAGGGUUUCCCAAGAACUACAGAGCAACUAAUUUUAAGUGGACUGAGCAGAAAGUCAUUUGAUCGGCAAAUUUUGCGUUUGCAAAGUCUAAGAAUUCUAGAUUUGUCGGACAAUAACAUUUCCUAUUUGCCAAAGGAGCUAGGCACCUUACCUCAUCUUCAACAACUUUUAUUGUCGCAAAAUAAUCUUGGAAAAUCACCUAAAUCAAAGUGGACAUGGCUAGAGCAAACUGCCAUUAAGCAUAAUUUGCAUUUCUUAGAUAUAAGUAGUAAUUUAUUAACUGAAUUGCCAACACAGAUUAAAAACCUAAAUGCCUUGGUACAUCUAAAGGUUAGCCAAAAUGCAUUGACGCAUCUACCACAUAAUAUUAGAACUUUACGAAAUCUGAAAAUUUUGGAUGUAGCAAGAAACCGUUUGUCGUAUUUACCAGUGACCAUCACAUAUCUGCGAUUACAGCUUUUAGAUGUUACAGAGAAUCCGUUUAUGGAAUCCUACGACAUUAAAAAUAAUGUUUGUGUAAAUGAUAGUGCAAUGACAGAUAACGUAUGA
This is a messenger RNA of Acromyrmex echinatior (Panamanian leafcutter ant), 2101 nucleotides long. RefSeq names its product Leucine-rich repeat 47 (gene Lrr47). Gene Ontology annotation, molecular function: protein binding. NCBI's taxonomy places the organism in Eukaryota, Metazoa, Arthropoda, Insecta, Hymenoptera, Formicidae. The record is from RefSeq and is a predicted model, not a curated record. Gene Ontology annotation, cellular component: cytoplasm.